CAGCUCUGCUCCUGUAUGAAUAGCUUUUCUGUUAAUAUAUCAGCCAGAAAGGAAGCUCAUCAGGCAGCGUUGAGUACCAGCUUUGAGAAUGGCCAAGAAAGUGCUGAUUGUGUUUGCCCAUGAGAGCCCUGCCUCUUUCAGUGCUGCAGCCAAAGAUGCUGCUGUAGCAGCUCUGAAUGCUCAGGACUGGACUGUGGAGGUGUCUGACUUGUACUCCAUGAAGUUUAAAGCUGCUGCUACUGCUGAGGACAUUACUGGUGGAAUGAAGAAUGAUGAGGGCUGCUAUGCAGAUGAGAUCAAACUGGCAUGGGAGGAAGGGAGACUGGUGGAUGACAUCAAAAAAGAGCAGGAUAAGCUCAAGGAGGCAGACCUCGUCAUCUUUCAGUUCCCCUUGUACUGGUCAUCUGUUCCUGCAAUCAUGAAGGGCUGGAUGGAUCGGGUGCUAGGCUUUGCCUAUGCACAGGAGAAGCGGUACAGCGAGGGGCUCUUCAAGGACAAGAAAGCCAUGCUGUCCUUCACCACUGACUGUCCUGAGUCUGUGUACAGUGCCACUGGCAUUAAUGGAGACAUUAAUGUCACACUGUGGCCACUGCAGAAGGGGAUCCUGAGCUACUGUGGCUUCCAGGUUCUUGCCCCUCAGAUCUUCUGGGAUCCUGCUCAUGUUCCUGCUGAGGCUCGCAGCUCCAUGCUGGAGAGCUGGCGUACACGACUGCAAAACCUCUGUGGGGAAGCGCCGCUCUACUUUGCUCCCUUGGACUACUUUGACAAGGAGAAGGGUUUCCAGCUGAAGCCUGAGGUCCACGAGGAAUAUGCCAGCAAAGAGUUUGGCCUGACGGUGGGGAUCCACAUGGGCAAACCACUGCCAGCCAACAGCCAGAUCAAGGCCAGGGUUUGAAGCUGGGGAGUGGGCCCUAUGUAGUGUUUUGGUCUUAAACU
Messenger RNA from Archocentrus centrarchus (flier cichlid), 936 nucleotides. RefSeq names its product NAD(P)H dehydrogenase [quinone] 1-like. The record is from RefSeq and is a predicted model, not a curated record. Gene Ontology annotation, molecular function: NAD(P)H dehydrogenase (quinone) activity. The transcript has 6 exons. NCBI's taxonomy places the organism in Eukaryota, Metazoa, Chordata, Actinopteri, Cichliformes, Cichlidae. Bases 89 to 895 code for a protein of 268 amino acids. Gene Ontology annotation, cellular component: cytosol.